AAGUGAGAAAACAACCAUUGCAAAUUUGCAAUAUUGCAUAGUGCCGUGGCUGCCGUCGCCUAGGGCUUUCACCGCACUAACACUCCCAAGUCCCAAGUCCCAAUUCCCAAUUCCCAAAUCGAAGCUGCUCUCCGCCUCUCCGGCAUCCGCCAGUCCGCCGCGCUCUACGUCUCCUGUCGGCUGUGUCCUGCCGUGCUGGUUCAUCGCUGCCGAGUGUCGAAGACGAAGCACCAAGAUCUCACUGAUUCAUCGCUGGUUCAUCACUGCUCAUCUCUGGCUCGCUUAGGAGAACGAAUGCGCAUAGCGGAAGAGAUCACUUUGUUUGAGGAUUCCUAUCUGUUGGAGUAUAAGGAUUGUCAACAAGGGCAUUGUUUUCAACAAAAACAAUGGCAGAUUACCAUUUUGUUUACAAGGAUCUGGAAGGUGCCUCGACGCAAUGGGACGAUAUCCAGAGAAAAUUAGGGAACCUUCCUCCCAAACCCCCUGCUUUCAAGCCCCCUUCUUUCACCCCAGCCGAAGACCCCGACUCAAAGCCGAGAGACAGGGCCUGGGUUGAUGACAAGACCGAAGAAGAACUUGAAGACCUUCAAGAUGAUCUUGACGAUGAUCGCUUCCUCCAAGAAUACAGGAAGAAGAGGUUGGCAGAGAUGAGAGAAGCAGCCAAAAUUGCGAGGUUUGGGUCAGUGAUGCCGAUUUCUGGAUCUGAUUUUGUGCGAGAAGUUUCACAAGCACCUGCAGAUGUUUGGGUUGUUGUGGUUCUUUACAAGGACGGACACGCUGAUUGUGAGCUUCUUUUGCAAUGUUUGGAAGAACUGGCUCAAAGAUAUCCGGCAACCAAGUUUGUGAAAAUUAUAUCUACUGACUGCAUUCCUAACUAUCCUGAUCAAAAUAUUCCAACUCUUUUGGUGUACAACAACAGUGCAGUCAAAGCAAACUAUGUGGGUCUCCGUAGCUUUGGUCGGAAAUGCACACCUGAAGGUGUUGCAUUAGUUCUUUGUCAGUCGGAUCCAGUUCUCAAUGAUGGUCAGGGUGGGGGUGAACAGUCUAAGAAAGAUGUUCUUGAUGGAGUCAGGAAGAGGUUUAUAGAGAAGGUUGUGACAGCGCGCGAAGAUGAUGACGGAUCUUCAAGUGAUUAGACUAGGACUUUUUCUCCCUUUUCUUGGACAGAUUAUUUCUUUUUUAUCUCCUUUACGUUAUGUGUCAACUUAAGGUUUUGGUUUGCAACUAUGGGGAUAUUGUCUGAUAUUUUCCCCAUUAUUAUGCUUUAGUUUAGUUUUGUGGCAGGGUAUUCCAGAUCUUGAUGUGCUUGUUCCAUUUUUUGGCUCUCAUGUACUUUUCAUUCUAGUUGCAAUGAAAAUUUAUUUUGUUUGUGGUGCUGUUUUAAA
Molecule: messenger RNA, 1385 nt
Organism: Coffea eugenioides
Lineage: Eukaryota; Viridiplantae; Streptophyta; Magnoliopsida; Gentianales; Rubiaceae
Product: phosducin-like protein 3
Exons: 5
Coding region: 387-1136 (249 amino acids)
Biological process (GO): protein folding
Cellular component (GO): cytoplasm
Source: RefSeq, a predicted model, not a curated record